Molecule: messenger RNA, 1155 nt
Organism: Alternaria triticimaculans
Lineage: Eukaryota; Fungi; Ascomycota; Dothideomycetes; Pleosporales; Pleosporaceae
Exons: 3
Coding region: 1-1155 (384 amino acids)
Source: RefSeq, a predicted model, not a curated record
AUGGCCAUCACCAACACCACAUCCACCGUCCAGGCAAUUUUCGCCCUUCAUGUCGUUACAGCAGGCGGGUCCAUCAUCCUUAUUCUGGCCGCUCUUGCGUUGUUCGGUCGCCAGCUCGUCGGCGGCCCUGGACGUCCCCGCACAUUCAAGAAGUUUAACAGGUCAACUCUGAACAGGCACAGCUCCACAGGCACGCAACUCUUCCUCAUCACGGGUCUCACCACCCUCAUGAUCGCCUACGCCGCGCAAGCCUCCAUCGUGGCCCUCCAAUCCCGCCUCCCCUCCCCCUUCUACAUCACCUCCGCCUACGCCUACCCCCAAUACACGGAACCCUUCGGCAACAACGACUCCAUCAGAUAUGGAAAGAUCAUCUCCAUCCUCUCCUUCACCUACCAAGGCGCCAUGAUCAUCAUGAACGCCUGCAUCGUCGGCGCCAUCUGGAUCCACGCCAACCACGUUCAGAACAACGGCACUGGUAUCAAGGAGCCUGGUGUGCUGUCUUGGGCUUUGAACGGCUUCUGGAUGUUGGCUAUCCUUGCUCUUGGCUUUGCUAGCUGGGCUGUUGGUCUUGCGCGCCGUGGUAGUGGGAACUCCGCGUUGGCUUACCCGAGUUUGAUUGCUGUUGACUACAUGGUGAGGACUCUUUACGUUGUUUACGUAGCAACUGUCAUUGCUGCGUCGACUAGUGCGACGCUUGAGGCCAUCUUGUGCUGGAUUGGUAUCAAGAAGAACGGUGUUGUCGGUAACCGCUCCAAGUCAGCCCUCACCCGCUUCGUCAUGCUCGUCACCCCCAUCGUCUGGGUCCGCAACGCCUUCUCCAUCGCCCAGCUCGUCCUCAUCUACCGCAACACAAACAACUACUCACGCACCACCAACCAAGCCCUCGCCUUCCUCUUCAUCAUCUUCGGCGAGCUGUGCGACCUCGGUAUCUUCGCUCUUGUUCUGCUCGGCGCCUGGAGCUUUGGCCGCAAGGAUAACCAGAGGCCUGAGGUUGUCAAGGAGGCUAGGUACAGCGAGAGCAUGAGGGAUAGCGCGUACAUUGCCAACCCUAAUGCUGCUUAUGUUGCCGACCACGAUACCGCUUAUGUCGAUGGACCUGCUGGACCUGCGUUUGAGGCGGGUAGGGGUCCUACUUACAUUCCUCACGUUAACUAG